AUGAAAAAUAACUUCAUUGAUGAAAAGCUAAAAGUAAAUUCUGUACUUGUUUCAGAACAAAUAUCUUCUGUAAACAGCAAAGUGAAUGAAGUAACAAAUAAUCUUCAAACAGUUGGUUGGUUGAAUGGAGGGUCGUCACAACACCACCAGAACAACAACAACAACAACAACAACAACAACAACAAUGGUAGUAGAAGUAAUAAUAAUUUUGGUAACAACCAGAAUAAUAAUAGAAAUGAGCAGAGCAGAGCAGAAAUGGUAACAUAUCCCAUGAAAAUAACAAUCAGGAAAACAGACUUCAUGAUGAUGGAAAUAAGUGAAGAUACUAGUAAAGCAGAAAAUAAUUUUAAUCUUAGUACAGAUGAUUUGGCUAACUUAUUUGAUGAGAGUUGUGUGUUUAUAUUGUCUGAAAAAGAUGUGACAGAAAGUAAGGAUCAUAUACCUAAGUUAAAUUAUGUUUAUGUGCUCGCUGGUACAAGUUCUAGUACUUCUGAUAGUGAUUGUGAUGUGAGGACGUGUGUAGUUGAAGUCAAGGUUCAUGUAGGUGCAGAUAAUGUUGCUAAUGAGUAUUUUUAUGCUGUUGAUGCUGAUGCUGAUGUUGUAUUUUAUGAUGAAUUAGAUGAUAUGGUUUAUGUGGAAGUACCAGACAAUGAUAUGAAUAAUAGAAUGAUAGGAUAUGAUUAUUUGGAAUCGGAGAAACGGGUACAUGAAUAUCAGUUGAUACCCAUUGAGGUCAGUAAGAUAUUACAUAGUUGUUACAGUAAGGAGGAUGAAGAUAAGCUAAUUAGUGAUAAGAUACUGAAACUAUUGGAAGAGAAUGAGAAAUCUGUAGCAAAAGGUGAUUAUUGUGGUAGUAUUAAAUUCAAAAACAAUAGUUGUAAGCUACCUUUAAGUACUUUACAACCUAAGUUAGGAAAUGAGGAUCAAAUAAAUGCAUAUUUAAAUUUUAGGGAUAUUGAAGAUGAUUUAUUGGCUGAAGAGGAUGGAAGAGCCUCUGGGAAACUUAGUAAAUUAAUCAGCAGGCAAGCAUUAAUUUCAUUUAAUGUCAGUGAUGCUGUAUUUGAGCAAGUGUGUUUGGUAACAACUGACCUGAAUGAGCACAUGGUGUUAGGGAUGAAUUGGAUACUGAAAGUUAAUGCUAGGUUUGAUUGGUCAAAUACGAAGUGA
Messenger RNA from Schistocerca piceifrons (Central American locust), 1167 nucleotides. RefSeq names its product ras guanine nucleotide exchange factor P-like. The record is from RefSeq and is a predicted model, not a curated record. Lineage: Eukaryota; Metazoa; Arthropoda; Insecta; Orthoptera; Acrididae. The transcript has 6 exons. The coding region runs from base 1 to 1167 and encodes 388 amino acids.